AUGUACGUUUAUAAAUACUCUCACUUUGGAAAUCAUAUCUCCAAUUACGCAGAAAGUGCACAUGCUUCCCUCAAGCAUUCUCUUGGUACCUCUUCUGGUAAAUUGAUGACAGUGACACUAAAAGUGAAAAAGUGGUAUCAGGAACUGGUUGAUGAUCGUAAAUGCAGAUUAAUGACAGAGUGUCUUGGAGAGAGUACAGAAGUUGUGUUUGACAAAGUCAAUGGAGCGAGACUAAAUAACAUUCGUCAAAAAAUUAGCUGCUUUGCAAUGUACAAAAUCAAACUAGAACUAUCAAAAUCAAUCAUAUCUGAAAAAUUUAUCAAAGAGUGCAAAUGCCUCUUAUAUUACAACUAUCUCCUACCAUACUAUUAUACACUCGCUACUUUUAAUACAAUUCCAAUUUCCCUAAUUCCAAGAUGCUGGAGAAAAGAUUAUCUAGAAGGAGAAGAUAAUACAUAUAAUAACCACUUGACAAUUAACAACGCAGAACCAGUACCAGCAAACAUUACUAAAAUAACAACUAUAUUGCCUCAAUUUGAUUAUGAUCUUAAGCUUGUUCAUGAAGGCUUUCACAUUACACACAGCAAACAAAAACAAAUAGAUAUACAUAACUUAAUAAAAAACAUACUAGAAAAAAUAACCAAGCAGGAACUUGAGGAUCUUAAUAGUCCAACAAUAGUAAAAGCCAUCAAAGGCCAACCCAAAAAUACAAAGCGUAAAAUGAUUGCAUUAGAGCACUGCAUUGAAACUAAAAAAGAAAAAGAUACAAAAAAAUUAAAAUAA
This is a messenger RNA of Phycomyces blakesleeanus NRRL 1555(-), 783 nucleotides long. RefSeq lists its product as hypothetical. The record is from RefSeq and is a predicted model, not a curated record. Bases 1 to 783 code for a protein of 260 amino acids. Lineage: Eukaryota; Fungi; Mucoromycota; Mucoromycetes; Mucorales; Phycomycetaceae. The transcript is spliced from 3 exons.